This is a messenger RNA of Closterium sp. Yama58-4, 3435 nucleotides long. The record is from the annotation of a GenBank genome assembly. Lineage: Eukaryota; Viridiplantae; Streptophyta; Zygnematophyceae; Desmidiales; Closteriaceae.
AUGAACAGAAAGAGAUUGGCCAAUCAGAUUGCUCCGUUGCAUGUAGUCGUGGCAUCAACAGUGCCGGCGCCGCCAACCGCUGCCCUUCCGGUCGCUCCCACCACCACCACCCCGGCGGCUGACCUCUCCACACGUUUCACCGUCUGGUCGCACCUUCAGAUGCUUUUCUUCUCUCACCUUCAGAUGCUUUUCUUCUCUCACCUUCAGAUGCUUUUCUUCUCUCACCUUCAGAUGCUUUUCUUCUCUCACCUUCAGAUGCUUUUCUUCUCUCACCUUCAGAUGCUUUUCUUCUCUCACCUUCAGAUGCUUUUCUUCUCUCACCUUCAGAUGCUUUUCUUCUCUCACCUUCAGAUGCUUUUCUUCUCUCACCUUCAGAUGCUUUUCUUCUCUCACCUUCAGAUGCUUUUCUUCUCUCACCUUCAGAUGCUUUUCUUCUCUCACCUUCAGAUGCUUUUCUUCUCUCACCUUCAGAUGCUUUUCUUCUCUCACCUUCAGAUGCUUUUCUUCUCUCACCUUCAGAUGCUUUUCUUCUCUCACCUUCAGAUGCUUUUCUUCUCUCACCUUCAGAUGCUUUUCUUCUCUCACCUUCAGAUGCUUUUCUUCUCUCACCUUCAGAUGCUUUUCUUCUCUCACCUUCAGAUGCUUUUCUUCUCUCACCUUCAGAUGCUUUUCUUCUCUCACCUUCAGAUGCUUUUCUUCUCUCACCUUCAGAUGCUUUUCUUCUCUCACCUUCAGAUGCUUUUCUUCUCUCACCUUUCAGGGUGUCUCAAAGUCCACCCAGAAGAGGGGGAGGCACGGCAGGGGCGGCAGUGGAGGGUGGGGGCGGUGGACUGUGACCGGCUGGCCCAUCGGGCAUAUGAGCCGGGCACACCUGCUUACCGCCGCAUCGUGGACCUCUUUGGGCCCUCUGUCGUGCGCGCUGCAGAUGGUCAAAUCGACCGGGCAGCACUCGGAGCGCAAGUUUUUUCCUGCCCGGAGAAAAUGGCUGCCCUGACAGGAGUGGUGUGGCCAAUGGUGCGACAGAUAGUGGAGGAGGAGAGAGAGGCUGCAGGGGCAGGCGAAUGGGAGGUGGCAUUCGCAUCAACUGAAGUAGCAUAUACUUUUCCGGAGUCUACUGAAAAAGCAUCCUCUCUCUCCAAGCCGACUGCAACCGCGUCUUUUUCUAAGACGCGUGAAAGCUCGUAUACUAUCCGCCCCAUAGCUCCUCCUGCGGAUGUGCUUAUAGUGGAGGCUGCAAUGAUGGUUGAAGCAGGCUCGGACCGAACCGUGGACGAGGUCUGGGUGGUGUUUGUCCCCGAGGCUGAGGCGAAGGCUCGGUUGAUGGCACGGAAUGGGGUGACUGAAGAGGAGGCUGGGAAGCGGAUUGCCGCUCAGGUGCGCCCUUGCUACUUGUGUGUGCUGCAGGCUGCACCGCUGCUACUGCUGCAGCAGGUGGGGUGGCAGGAGCGUGGCUGGCAGCUGCAGAAGCUGCCAGCUCCUCCUAAGCUAUGCCAUUACAUGUGCCAAGUCCAUCGUGUGGACCAUCCCAACUCCCUCAAGCUCGCACUCUUCUUCGCCCUUCAUGCCGCCUCCCUUCCCAACCCCACCUCCGCACCCCUCCCUCCCUCCACCACGCAACCACCCACCUCCAAUCACUCUCCACCUGCCAUCCCUUCUCUCACACCCCCCUCGGAGCUUCUUAAUGUCGGAAUGCUUGUCGCUGCAGAGGAGGCACUCCAGCGGUUCGCCAUGGAUGCGGGCCUUUCCCAAGAGAUUUUGCUUGACUCAUCCUCACGCUUGCCCCGUUCUCCCGCUUCUCCCGCUUAUCGUGCUUAUCCCGCCUAUUCAACCGCUUCUUUCUCCGCCGGAGCCUCGGGAUUGCCUUCUUCCGCCGCCUCCCAUUCCGCUUCCCCCUCUGCCUCGGGAUCUCCGCGCUCCUUCCCCUCGUCGUCCUCCUCCGCCUCGAAACUGUCAAAAUGCGCCUCAUUCCCGUCCGCCGCCGCUUCCGAUUCCCCCGCCGCCUCGGGAGAGCGCGCCUUACCUUGCAGCGGCGCGUCGCCCGGCGGCGACGCGGCAGCGGUCGAGCCACAGCGCGCCUCAGCUGGCGGCGCCGCCACAGCAGACUGCGCCGCCUCUCCUGGCGGCGACGCGGCGCCUGGCGGCGAGCGGCAUCUCUUCUGCUUCGGUCUGGGAUACGUGGCAGUGGCGCUGUCGAAUGUGCUUCUAACGAAAGGCUGGCGUGUGUCAGGCACAUGCAGGAGCCACGAGGACUGGCACCGAUUGUGUCACAUGGGCGUACAAGCACACCUGCUGGAGGACCAUGGCACUGACAGCACCUUGUGGCUCCCCCAGGCCGCUCUCUCCACCCUCCACUCUGCCACACACGUGCUCGUCUCCGUCCCCCCUCGCCUCUCUCCUCGCCUCUCUCCUCGCCUCUCUCCUCGCCCCUCAUCCCCUCAGCACGUUGACAUGGUGCUUUCCUCCUGUUGCCAGCACCUGAUGGAGUCUGCCAGGCAUCGGCUCAGGUGGAUCGGGUACCUGUCCUCCACAGGCGUCUAUGGUGACUGGGACGGCCAAUGGGUGGAUGAAGACUCCCCUCCGCGCCCACUCGCGCCGAAGGCAGUUGCUCGCUACGCUGCCGAGAGGGAGUGGCUGGCUUUUCAGGCGCACCUGGGGGAGGCGUUAUCUGGUGCACUUGAGCGAAAGGAGGAGGGCACGAGUCUUCUGGAGCGGAACCAGGGCGAGGGUACUGCUGUUGCUGUUCGUGUGUUCCGGCUCGGCGGAAUUUACGGGCCUUUCCGCAGGUAUCCCAACAUCUGCGCUGCGAUUGGUGCCAGCAUGGACGGCCGUGGCAGCAGUCCAAUCAUCAACAUUGUAGAUGACGAUCCGUCGCCUCGCCGCCACGUCAUGCAGUUCGCUCGCCAGCUCAUCGCCUCGGGAAAAUCAGAUCCCUAUUGGAAGAAGCUGGAGGCUCUGCGGACCACUCUGCCGCCCGGAAUCAUCCAGCGGGGCGGCAGCGGGGCUGUGAGAGACGCGGAGCAAGAGCACAAAAGGACGCUGCGUCCCGCCGUUGCCAAUGCUACUGGCCUAUUUGUUUCCAGUGAGGUGGAGAGAAAUAAAACGGAGCUGGGUACUCGUGUGAAAAAAACAGGGCUGGAGGUAAAUCCCACACAUGAGAAGGCUUUGGGGUCAUGUGGCAUGAUUGAUGGCGGUGGGUUUCGGAUUCCUAAUGGAGAUUCCAAAGAAGACCUUCAACAGGGAUCUCCCAUUCAUGAUAAAAAAAGCGUAACUGAACUCAGCAAUCAAGUCGUCAGCAAGAGCCUGCUGGAUGGGGAGAAAAGGGUAAAAAAUCGUCGGAUGAAGAGUGAAUUGCUUGAGGACCUGCAGUUCCCUUCGUUUGAAGUUGCUCUCAAAACCAUGGCUUCUGGAUAUAUACAACCAUUUGUUGAAGUGUAG